Cinara cedri is the source of this 27554-nucleotide messenger RNA. The record is from the annotation of a GenBank genome assembly. Lineage: Eukaryota; Metazoa; Arthropoda; Insecta; Hemiptera; Aphididae.
AUGCAACUCAUGUAUCCCAACACGGUCGUCACCACGGUACCAAACAUGCCGACGAUGGUCUCGUAUCCGCUGCAGUCCAAACUACAGCAGACUUUGAUGUCACCACAGUCUUCCUACGCAGCGGCAGCGGCACCGAGUGGCAGCGCGUCCGGAUUGUUCGACAGGUUCAACUCGGGUAUGGUACAGCCGCCACCAGGCUUGUCGCGUCCCCUCAACUCUGGUAUGGUGCAGCCGCCACCAGGCUUGUCGCGUCCCCUCAACUCGGGUAUGGUGCAGCCGCCGCCGGGCUUGUCGCGUCCCCUCAACUCGGGUAUGGUGCAGCCGCCGCCGGGCUUAUCACGUCCCCUCAACUCGGGUAUGGUGCAGCCGCCGCCAGGCAUGUCCCGUCCUCUCAACACGGUAGCCGAAGUGGAACAUAUGAACGUCGCUCCGUCAACGAUCGUUCGCAACGAGCAACAGCAACAGCCACCGUUGUCGUUCAGCGGAUCCGUCUGGAGAGAUCCGAACAUGAUGCGAGUGAGUAGUCCCCGAAACAAAGUACAACCAUAAACCUGUUCAUCAAGCAUAUUAUUUUCAGGCGAGAAGAAUCGCGGUGAGAUUCUUCGGAAUUGUCGACCUUCGUUAUUUGUUUUUAUAAUAGAGUUUGUCAUUCUCCUUAAAUUAUGCUGUUUUCGGUUCCGUCGUCGGCUUUUUUUUGUUUUCAGUAUCACGAUAGGAAUAAAACUGUAAGAAAUAAAAUUUUUUCCAAAUGAUAUUUCCGGGUUUUGUACAAAGGGCGUAAACCACUAAAAAUCAAAAAAAAAACAUUUUUGGGAUCCAAAAACUCAGAAAAAUUAUGAACAUAAACUGGUAAAAGGGUGUAUUUUAAUACAGAAAAUUAAGUUGGUAAUGUCGAUGGAAAAGAUAUCUAAACGCCCGUGCCCUUCUGAAAUAUAAUCAAAUCAACACAGAUUACUUAAACCCACAUUUAAUGUAUGUAUACUUUUUGUACAAGGUAUUAUUUUGCUGUUUUUUUUUUUUGACUCUUGAAAAAGGGUGUUUUAGUGAUAUAUUCCCUUUGAACAAAACACCUUCGAUACAUUGUGGUUUUUAGAAGACUGUUACGUCACGUCCAAAAUAUUUUUAAGACAGUUUUUUUUUUUUUUAAACCAUUGACAUUUAACAAUAAUAAUUUAUAGUUACAACAAUUAUUUAGACAGGUCCUUAUUUUUGAACUUUCGAAUGCUUGUGUCAGGAUACCACUCCUAUUUUUUUAUUACUAUAAGAAAGUAAUUUAGGUUAAUUUUUAUAAUAAUGACUCGCCCCCUUGUCGUACCGCAAGAGACUUGAAUAUUUAUAAAAGAGAAUAGUUUUAACUGAAAAUAAUAAGCAAUUAUCGCAUGAAUGUAUGAGACUUUAAUUGUCUUAUCAAAUAAUUAAUCUAUUAUUUUCCAAGAAAAAUAAUAAGACUUAAAUGUUUAAUUUAUAUUGCAAAAUUGACAAUUUUUUGGUUAAACAUAUUUGACAAAAAAAUGAAGAUGGGUACGAUAAAUUGUUUUAUACCAAAAGAAACCCUUCUAUAUAAAAAGCGAAUUUCCAAAAAAAAGGUCCUUUUCCAAAAAUUUUGUAUUUAUAUAAAAUCAAGGCCGGAUAAAGAAAUGUUGCGCCCCGAAGCAUAGGUAUGUGCAAAUGUAUCCAUUGACAAACUCAUAAUUUUAAAUUUAACAAUAAUUUUAGCCACUUUUUUCGAAUAUCUAAUUUUAUCCUUUAAUCAAAUAUAGAAUAGUUUAAACCUCCAUAAGAUUCAGAAUUUUUUUUUAUAAACAUGAAAUUGUUUAACUAAAUUUGAUAUUUAUUAAUUUUAUUCUCUAAUGGAAAAUAAGUGAUGAAUUAAUAUAGAGCCCUCUUCCUCCUUAAAAAUUAUUCAACCUAUGCUCUUAUUUAUAUCUAAUCUAAUUAGUAUUUGAAUUACCACACAUUUUAUUAAAAGUCAUACAAAAAAUAAUGAAAUAAUAUGUUAUCAAUAUGUUUAAUAGAACUAUACAAACUAAUAAACAAUACGAAUUUCACAAUAAAAAUGUAAAUAAAUUUAUAAAAAUAACAGUAUUGUAAAUUUUGUUAAUACGAUUAAAAUUGAAGUUAAAUUAAUUAAUUAAAAUUAUUAUAUAAAAUACUGGGUAAAUUACGUAAGUACAUUUUUGUGAAUUAUAAUUGUGAAUUAUUUUUUUUUUAAAUUACUAUCUUUGACUACUGUUUAGCGAAUAAUUAGUCAAUUAUCAAUACAUUCAUCCCAUGAAAUAGAUUCAAGUACGAUAUUUUCAAUAUUAAGAACACCAGAAUAUGAAUUUAAUUUUUUUUUCGAAAAGUAGAUCGAAAAUAGUUGUUGACUCAUUUUAAGGCUAAAAAUGAUCUCUCGCCGAAACAGUUAGCUGUUGGCAGAUUACAGUACAAUCGGAUUGCAAUUCUUUCGAUAUUAUGAAAUAAACUGUCCAACUUUUUUUUUUCUCAUCAUUGUCAAUACAUUUUGUGUAUUUGGUUUAGCUUUGUUCGAUUCAUCUGAUUUUGAGAAAAUAAAAUAAAACUCAAUUAUUGCACUGCUUUUUGAAUUAAAUCUUUGUGUGCAUCAUCGCAAAAAACAAUAUGAUUUUCUAAACAAGCGGCCGAUUCGAACGAAGUGAAUCGUUUCGCUCAUAUUGCAUUUAUCGCGUACAAUGGAUAAUCUAAUCUAGUUUUAUAGGUACGUUUGAAUAAAGGCCGCCAUACACUACGAAAAAAAAAACGACGGUUUUCGUCGUCGCGAUAAAACAAGUCCGUAAAAAUCGAAGUGUAUGGGCAAAACCCGACGAUAAAACAAGACCGUUUUUAUUUCUGUCAAGUGUUGAUUUUAAACACGACGGGUUUAACUGACGAUGUAAACCGUCGUUUUUUUAUCGCAGCGUAUGGAAACCUCAAUAAUCGCCCGCAAUCUGUCGAUGGAAAUGACGUUAUCUACAGUCAUUUAAUCGUUUUAUUGAUAUUAUUGGGUGUACUAUUCGGCAUAAAAUAGACACUGUAACUCGUAGUUGGUAAUAAAAUCGGAUAUGAGUAAAUUUGUGGAAACACGUAAGUGAGUGCGCGCGCAAAGUAGGUACACUGUCCUAAUUCUAAAUCCUAAAAAGGACAUUCUUUAAAAAAUUUGCUCCUUUAAAAUCUUGCGUCUCGAGGCAGAUGCCCUUCCCCCCUCCUAUAAUUCGGCUCUGAAUAAAAUUAAUGAUUUUUUACGCGCGCAUGUCUUUACACAAAUAAUAAUCAUCUACAUUUUCCAUCUGUAAAAGAAGUGUCCUCGGCCCAAACUCUUAUUGUCUUCUUCCACUGACGUGUCCAUUACAUCCAUUAUGACAUACUCAUAAUUUUAGCCACUUUUAUCGAAUAUCUAAUAUCCUUUAUCUAAUAUCUAAUCCUUUAAUCAAAUAUAGAAAAUAAUAUGAUACAUUCCUCGUUUAAACACCAGAAAUAAUUUUAAAAAUAUUAAUAAAGAUGAUUAUGCAAUUGUUUUAUAUUCAAUUUCAACGUUAUCGUAAAAGUUCGAUAAGAUAACUACAGAUAAACUACCUUAAAUAAUUUGGGCAAACCAGGCACCUUAAAUAAUUUCUUAUACGCUUUUUAUAUACUUCUGUACAUAUUUUCUAUUAUUUUUUUUUAUCUUACAUUUUGACCGUUAUUUAGAGUGCCCGCUGCUUAUAUAUACAGAGUGAUUUUUUCACCAUGAACCAACAAUUUUAUCGAGGGGGGGGUUUUAAGUGAAUUUGAUUUCUGUUUUUUUUUUUAAUCAUCAUGGAAUAUUUUAAGCUUUAUUUAAAAAAAAUUAAAAAUGGUUUUGAAGUAAAACUUAAAAAAAUCCAUAAUGAUUGGAAAAAAACAGAUUUCAAUUCAAUUAAAAUUCUUGAAUUUAAAAUCUUGAAAUAAAAUCUUCUGAGAUAAUUGUUGGUUCAUGAUAAAAAAAAUCACCCUAUAGACGUAUUAAUGUAUUUUCCAAUAACACUUAACGGGACCAAACAAAAUAUCCGUUAUAUAAAGGUGAUCGUUAACAGAAGUUUUACUGUACUUUCUUAUAGCAAUGAAAAAAAUAGGGAAAUUCUGAAACGAAAACAAUAAUUUAUUUUUUUUUCUCCUUUAUCCAAUGGCCCAGUCUAACUAAUACGAUAAUAACGAUUCCUGAAAAGUACUGUUUCGAUAUUUUAAUUCUUUAUUUUUACUUAAAAAAAUGACUCACGGAAAAAUCUCUCGUGCCUCGUAAUGUGAACCGAUUUCAUUAAAAUCUUUUUUUUCAAUUGAAAAGUAGAAGAUUUUUUACCGAACGAUUUAGACUCGAUAUUUGAAAAUUAUCUUUCUAAAUACAUUAAUUAGAGUUCGAAUAUAGCCAAUUUUCACAAUUUUAUUUGUUUAACUCAUUUUAAAUUUUGAGUGGAGCGAGGAAUAUAUUAGUUUUACAAUUAUGUUUAUUUUUUUUUUAUGUGAACAAUUUUUUUACCAGAAAGAAUACUCUGAUUAUCAAGUAUAGCAUCUAUUCUGAGGAAAACCUAGUUCUUUAGGUUAAAAAAGAUUGAAAGAUUAAAAAUAAGGUUGUCAUUGACAACCAUUUUUAUUUAUUUUUUGUUAUUAUUUUAAAAUCUUUUUUAAACAAUCAUUGUUGACAUGCAAACGCACAUUGUUGUAAUCAUUUUACCAUAAUAUGACAUAAAUAUUGUUGGCAAAACAACACUAUCAACUGAACUCCGCUCAGAAUCGUUUUUCCGUUAGCAAUGGUUUAUCAUUGCUUACUGACAUACAUUCAAUUUCCGUCUGUGCAGACGUCCCUACCUUCCUAAUUUCCUACCUACAAAAGUGACUGCACCCACGUGCGAAGUCGUGUGAAGUGUCUGUCCUUUUUUUUUUUUAGUUGCAUGAUCAAAAAUCAAAGUCUAGUGGGAAGUUUUACAUUUCCCGGUGGAAAAAUAAGCGAUACGAAGCACGAGAGUUUUUUUUGUAGACGUAGAACAUGUUUUGACUAAAAAAAAACGUUGCCAGUUUCACGCGGCCCCUUAAUAUAAAAAAAAAAAAAAGGACUGAUAGUUAAUUGUACAAUAUGUUGACACGUAGUUUGUGAUUUUGAAAUAAAAUUCCAAAGACACGCGGAUGUUUCCACACAAAUACAGUCCCGUUCAAAUAAUAAUUAUCCGUUCCAUACAUACAUAUAUACGCUGUCUCUUAUGUUUGGCAGGCGAUAUUGCGUUCCGCCAGAUAAAAAAUGAAAAAAUAAACAAAUAAAAUGUCAAAUGAGCGUUAACCAUUCGUUUCUUUCGAUUUCUCGGAUUAUUCGUUUCGUUCCAACCGCCGCCGAACGAACUAGAGAAUUUUCCCUAAACGUCAACGGAAUUACGCAUCGCCGUUGUUCGACAUGCAAAUCUGUCAUUUUAAAUUUAUAUUAAACAAAGAAAAAAAAAAAACAAAAAACCAUCAUUAACUCCGUGUCUUCGCCAGUAGUCACAUGCUUGAUAGUUAUUUUUAUUGUACUUUCUUAUUCGUUUUAUUUGUCUUUUGAAUAUUCAUUUAUUCGUGCGAAAAUUUUUCAUUUAUUUAAUUUAACAUUUACGCGUGUUUUCUUUUGUUUUGUUUUUUUUUUUUUUAUUUUUAGUGAAAUCAGAUCGUACACCCGACGAUGACGUGGAUUAAAUUGUUUUUUUUUUCUUCUAGUCUUUUUUAACAAGCAGUGCAUUUAUUUUUUAUUGAUAAAAUGGAAAUUAAAAUGAAAACGAAACGUUUAUAAAGGGAAAAAAUAAAAAUUGAAACCAUAGAGGGGAAAAAAUCAAUUUGAUUAUAGUAUAUACAAUAUAUUAAUAGCGUUUAUAUAUAAUACAAAGGGAUCAACAUUUUUUUUCCGCGUCUUAAGCAUUUUUAUUAUUUUUUUUUUUUUUGUUUUCAUCACUACGAUUUUGUAAUUUUAUACUAUCGACACAUAUUAUGUAUCGUUAUUAAAUGUCUCGAAAAUUCGCCGACAGGGAAUGCUAAAAUUCCAACGCCGUUACAUUGUUUGUUGGUAAGUUUAAGUAAUUACAUUUUUGUAGCAUGGCAGUUGCCACAAUAGUACUAUAUAUGAUGUGAAUUUUUACGAACUCUUGUUUGUUUAUCUUGUUUUUAGCUAGUAGAAACUUUCCACCAUUAUUCUUAAUUUUUAUUUUUUUCUUCUUUUUAAGAGACGUAACAGCCUUUGUCAACAGCCGUCCAAGUAGUGGUGAACUUCAAAAAUGUAUUGACCUCAGUUAGUCAAUACAUUUUUGAAUAUAUAGCGAGUGUAGUUAAAUCAAAAACCGGGAGCUCGUAAACAACCGAAAAUAAAACAUAAUAGGAACUUUUCGGUAGCGAACUCUGUCUAGUUACAGCAUUGAAGAGGUCAUGUUUUAAUAUUCCUUGUUUUUUACAAUUGAGUUAAAAUUUAGGAAAAAUGUUAUACAAGGUGAUUUUUUUAUCGUGAAUUAUCAAUUUUCUCGGAGGAUUUAAAGUGAUUUUGAUUUCUGUUUUUUUUUUAAUCAUUAUGUAAUUAGUUAAGUUUCAUUUUAAAACCAUUUUUAAUUUGUCACCCCUACUCCAUAUACCUUAAAUAAGUACAUACUUUGGUUUUUCAAAUAGGAACCCGCCUUUUUUAACACAGAUUAGAAAAGACAAUAUUUUUCUUGAUAUUUUGAUAAUAUGCGUAACACAAAUAUCAGAUUUACCGUUUAUGGGUUAUAAUUUAUAAGUUAUAUAACCAUAUUUUAAAGUUUAGACUGAAGGAGUAGGGAAGGGUAAUAAAUUGCAUGAUUUCACUCUAUCCUACUUCUCCAGUUUAAACUUUAAAUGUUUAUAACUUAUAAACUAUCAAUAUACUAGUGGUAUGCAUAUUAAAAUGUCUAGAAAAAUAUUCUCUAUUUAAAUCUAUGUUCAAAAAGGGAGGUUACUAUUUGAAAAACAAAAAUAUAUACUUAUAUAAGAUGUAUGGAGAAGGGGUCAAAAAUUAAAAAUGAUUUUAAAAUAAAGAUUAACUUAUUCCAUAAUAAUAAUAAAAAAAAAAACAGAAGUCAAAUUUACUUAAAAUCCUCUGAGAAAAUUGCUGAUUUAUGAUAAAAGAAAUCACUCUAUAUGUAGAGAGUUGAUACAAAUUGAUGUAUCGGGUUUUAUUUUUUUAUUUUUUUUUUCUAAACGUGUUAUUAACGAUAAACUAUGCAUUUACUGAUGCAGUCAUUAUAUAAUAUUAUCAUCAUAAUAAAUUAUUAUGAUAAUUAUUUUUGAUCAUUAGCGGCAAAUUAUAAAUAAUGAGCAUGUGCAUAGAGGAGUCUGUUCAACGCCCCGUGUCCGAUUUUUGGCUAAUGCUAUAUAUUUUUUUAUUUUUUUUAAUAUUUACCAUAUGAUUGAAAUAUCGCCUGUACACAAACCGUUAUCACAAAGUGUAAUCAUCCAAUUUACGUAUACUUCAUUAUAAUCGUCGGUAAACUAAUUAGUAAUUUUAAGUAUGUAAGUCCAUAUAUUUUUUUUUUUAUUUUAAAUUAAAGUACUCACGAUGUUAGAAUGUACGAUAAUAUUUUUAUCGUUAAUUUGUUCCUGUCGAGUAGCCAACAAUCGUCUGACUUAUUUAAACUUUACAAUCUUUUUUAUCCUAACAUUCAAAAAAAAAAAAGCUUAAUAGGACUAAACAUACAAAAAAAGAACUAAAACUUGAAAAAAAUAUACAAAAACUACAGAAAAUCAUAAAUUUAUUUUCAAAAUCAGAAACAAAUGGUAAGCUGCAAUUUUAACAUCUAUCAAAGUAAAUUUUAUAUUUAUUAUUUAUAUUUAAAUUGAAUACAUUUAAUCAGGGUUGAAAUGUUUAAAACAUUUUAUUUUCAACUCUUAUUUGAAACAUGUUUCAAACAUUUAAAUUAAAUUGAGUUCUAAUUUUUUUAUAACAAUAAAAUAAAUUGUAAAUUGUAUUGCUUAAUAAAUCAAUUUAUAAAAUUUAGUACAUUGGAUAUAAAAUAAUCGUUUACAAUAUUUUUAUAUAUCAUGAAAAUUAUUCACAUUUUAGAAUUCAGGGGCUUCGAAUAACCUUUUUUUUUUUUUUGCUAAAAACAUGUUUCUAAUUCUAGCUUUACUCGUGCAAAAGAAACUAAGGUAGGUAACUCAUAAAUAAACGAAAAUAAUUUGAUUUUCGUAUCAAAAAUACCUAGAAAACCGAAUUUUAAGGUAAUGUUGAAUACAAAUAUUUGUAAUAUAAAAAAAUAUACUUUGUGAUUUGUACCUAUUUAAUCAUUUUGUUUUGUGUUAACAAUCCGCGCACUCCGACCCCCGUAACUCAUACUUUGUAAUGGCGCUACAUUUUUACUUAGCCCCGGGCAUCAAAUAUCCUAGAUCCGGCACUGACUCCCACAGUCUCUCGACAGUAUAAUAAUGAACUAUCGCAUGCGUUCACGGCUUUUUACCAACGAUUUUGUAUAACAGAUCGUAGAUUUUUUUUUAUAAAAUAAUAAUUAAAUCAUUCAUAUAGAGACGGGAUUCAAAACUUGUGCGAUUUAUUUUUAGCUCGAGAUGUCUUCAAGCUCUUCAAGAACCCUAACUGCCAUCAACAUGUCAACUUUCUUCCAUCGGCAUCAUCCGUCUUAAAUCCAAUACAUUCCAAUCAAUAAUUAUUCCCAUUUUCUCCGAGUUUUCUUAGUUCUUUCUAAUUACAUUCAACCGACGCUUUUGCACGGUCUCCUCAUUGGCCUUCUACCUGUUGGUAGUCUCCAUUCUAUACAUAUAUAGCUGUUCUGAUUCAGUCUUCCUUUCCCCUUUGUGCAUUUUAUUUACAUUUUCAUCGCAUUCUCUGCCUUUUGACAACUCGAGAGAGUUACCUACAUAAAUAAACCUUAACCUGGAUUAAUAUAACUUUGGGCUACAUAGUUUGUAUUUGUAUUUUCAUCCGUUUGUGCCACAAGUGGUUGUAACAAAACACGGGCAUUAUAUUACAUUCGUAUAUAUAUAUAGGUACGUAUACAAAAUACAAUCGAUCGUCAAAACUUUCGCGUUACCCCUUAAAACUUUCGCCGGAACUUCGGUAACGUUUGUAGUGAAUUGCAGCCUACGAUAUUAUUGAAAUAAUCAAAAUAAACAAUCGUAGGUAUAAACUUAUUGAAAAUUUACCAACGAUUUUUUUCUGUUUCGGAUGUUUGGUAAAACGUAUACUUAGUGCCUGUGCUAGGUUUUGCAAGGCCCUGGACAAUGCUAUAAUUUAGCAGCUAUAGUUUAACUAAUGAUUGUAUACCUACAGGCACGCAGGACAUAGCUAAGUGAAGGUCAGGUGUACCUGGCCCAUCCUAAAAUGUGUCCGGCCUCAGACCGGUCCACUCAAAAUAUUCAUUGGGGUCCAUUAUCAUAUAAUAUUGUGUUAAAUUUAUACCACCAAAUAUCAUCCUACUCAACUCUCGUAUAGUGAUAUAAACUGAUUAAUGAUAAGUGAUUAAUGCAUAUAGGCUAUAGUACCUAUUACUAUCAUACCAGCAGUAUAAUAUUGCGUUGUAUAUUAUAUUGUCCGGUAAAUGGCGUUAUCAUCAAAAAAUAAAUCUGUCAAUAAGAUACAAAAGUAAUAUUAAAUUAUAUAAUGUUAAGUAACCUUUUUUUCAACAUACAAAAUGUCGAGGGGGGCCUCCCAAAUAUUAGCUCACCUAGAGAAAAUAUUCUGGCUACGUGCCAGUAUACCUACACGAUAAUAUACCGCAGGGACCAUUAAAACCUAAAAACAAUUGCGGGGCUCUGCCAGGACUUAUUUCGCAUUUGUCCUCCCCUAGCGCCGGCACAGCAGUGUAUAACUCGCAACGUCGUUGUCCUAAUUUUGUUCGUAUCAUAAAUGGAUAAGCUGCCACUGUUUUUUUUUUUUUGUUUUUUGGCUUUUAUAAACGUUGGCGUUAAAAUGGCUUGUACGCGAAUUCUUAAAUAUUUGUUUAACCUCGUACAUUAUUAUGAAAUGCCGCGGGGCGGUUAAGACUCACAGAGUUUCGCCGUCGAAAUAUAAAACAAAGUAAACAUUUUCGAAAUAACCGUUUACUCGCAUACAUUAUUUUUCAAAGGUUCGAAAUUAAUAUUGUUCCCCGUGCACCGGAAAUUGUAAAGGUUUCGAGCGCCGAAAUAAAAGUGACGGGUAUUCGAACUCAGAGGCGUUAAGAUUAUAUUUUAACGGGAUUUUCUCAAUUUUUUCAUUCACCCGUGUUAUUAUUUUUAUAAGUAUUAUUAUACCUCCGGCGAAUCUAUAAAAAUAUAUUAAUACAUUGUACACGGGUUUUAUUUGGAGAGUUUUUUUUUAUUAUUAUUUUACAGAUUUAUAUAAUAUAACGUGUAUAACGUGUUUGUGUAUAGCGUGAAAUUUGUUGUUUCGAUGAGUUUUUCUUUUUUUUUUUUAUUAGCGCAGUUUGCCGACCAUCGUACAUAAUAAUAAUAAUAGAUAUAGACACUGCUAUAGAACGUUCUAGAAAGGAACGCGGUGCAUCCGAUUGUAUUAAUAUUAAAUAAUAUUUUUAAAACUCGGCGUCCUGUAACAGUUUUUUUAUAAUAAUAUUAAUACGUGUUAUAUGCAAUAUGUCGCGCGCGUUUUUUUAUCGUAAAAAAUGACCGUGUUCGCAUAAAAACUAAAAUAAAAAAAUCGAAACAACCGAAAAAUUUGUAAACAUUUUUCAAAUUCGAGCACGUUUAGAAAAGACUAAUAUAAGUAUUCUGUGCGAAUUGUGCGUUUCUAUGAUUAUUCUUAAACGAAUCACAACAACAUGCAGAAACCGCGUUAUCGCUGUAAAUUACUCUCGAUUAUUAUAAAAAUCCAUUAGAAAAACAAAAAAAUAAUCGACUUCUUCAAUGCGCCAACUAGAUGCGAAAGGCUUCGAAAAAGCUCUUGUUUUUCGAUCGGAACGAAAUUUCUCUUGUCUCUCAGAGUCUCUCAGAAACAGAAAAAAAAGUAGUCGCUUUGUCGCUGCGCUAAAAAUAUAAAAUAUAACGAGUACUCGGGUUAUAUUGCUAUUAUACAGGGAAUCCUUCAAAGAUACGUGUAAAGUAACAUUUUUCAGAAGUACUUGUGUUUCGUAAAUUGCAAAAACCCGAACAAAUUACGAAUAAAGUUAAUACUUUCCAAGGUUCAUCUUGAUUCCAAGAGCAUCGUAAUUAUUUUCUCGUCAGACACUCUGUGUAUAAAAAUAAUGUUAUGAAAUAUUUUCGGACAAUCUACUGCGGAUCGUGGUAUUACUGUUAUACAAAUAUUAUUGUUACGUAUUAAUGUUUAUAAUAUGUAAUCGUUAUUACUAAUUCGGUCUUUGGGUACUUUUGGUAUAAUAAUCUAAUAUAUGAUAGAAAAGUAUUCGUAACAAAAUAAUACAGUAUAAUUUACAGUACCUAAAACGAAUUUUUCAAAGUUUCACAUGUUUUGUUUCUAUUGACAGCGAUUGUGUCGACUCCUAGUAAUGUAGCAAACACAAUAAUGAUAUUUUGAAAAUUCUUAUAAAAUUUGCUUUUUAAUAUUAUUUCGUUAUUGUAAAUUAAACUAAAAAAAAAAAAAAAGCUAUAGUGAAAAGUUUAGUUUAGUUUUUUGAUAAAUAACUAGGUAUAUCAAACUCAAUUUUAAAGAGCUAGGAAAACAGAUUGUCAACUUAAUAAGUGAGUUCUAAAUUUUGCACGACUCUUAAAUGCCACGAUUAAUUUAAAUUUAUGGAAAAAAUAAACAAAUUUAGAAUUUAACUACAUAAUUUUUGGUUUUUUUUUUUAAGAAUUAGUGAUUGUCUCAACAAUUACAGCGAAUCCAAUAAAUCUGAGACCGGGUUCGGAAUCAGCAGCGAAAUUCCAUAUACAAUUCACUAUUGAUUUGCUGACCACACAACUUUGUUGUCCAGUGUAAACAAUAGCGGAUUUUCAACAUUUUUCAGGGAGGGGUACUAAAAAAUAAUAUGCAUUUAAAAGGUAUCUCUCUAUUAAUAGAUACCUCUAUUUUGGAUGACAUUUUAUUGAAAUUAUAUCAGUGUCUGGGGGGUCUACACCCCCUGGGUCGCAUGCACAACCGAUAUUUCUUUUAUCGGUUUCUAAAUAUUCGUCGGGUCUACAGAGAAAUAUCUGCAAUGAAAAAAAAAUGAACCAAUAUGAUUUCACUGUCAUUAAAUAAAAAAUAGCGAUAGUGUUUUAUCAAGUUUUUCUUUUUUAUAUUUUAUAUGUUCAGUUUUCACGUGCACUUUAUCGUGUAUAAGAAUGCAUUUUUCACAUGUAUCUAUAAUUGUUUGUAUUAUUGUAGGUGAACAUCUAGGCACGUUCGAUCGGAAAUAUUAUAACCGUUUGAAACUUACUAUUUUUUCCUCCCCCUCUCAGUAAAAAUCAAUACUUUUAAAAUAUUAUGUUUAUAAACGGAGAAACGGAAAGCCGCCCGUUCGAAACAAAUUCCUCAUAAAUUAUUAUUGUGUAUUAUAUGUAUUGUAAUAUGCAUAGGCCGUAGGCGUAACUAGACUUUGGCGAUGCUAAAAUUAUGGAUACAUCAAAGAUUAUUGGACUAUGUCCCCACAAUCCCUGUAUACAAUAUGCAACCACAAAUUUAACGUACAAUUUUAUACACACGAAUAUUUCAUACACGUACAUUAUUGUCUGUAGAUAAUCAGUAUUUUGUUUUGGUCAUUAAUAAAUUAUGAAAUACGUGGAUAAAAUAUUUAGUUGCUACUAUUGAAAGCUUAUUUUUUUUUUCUUGUGGGAGGUGCUUGUUUUAAACUUCAGGGCACUAAAAACCCCCUAGCACCCACCUCUAGUUGCGCCUAUGAAUUUACAUAUUUAUAAAAUAAAAAACGUUAUCUGAAUAAUGAUCGGACGCGCUUCGUGCUCAGAGUUCAGUCUGUUUCACGACAAAACGGCCGCGUCUUAGUAGGUACGCUUAGCAAUAUUUUGACCUGUACUCGAGCCGAAUUCGUGAUGUUUUCCAGACCCCGGAUAGUCACGUAAGACACGUCAGCAGUGUUCAGCACCUGAACCUCUACAUGUCUGACGAUGCGCAGUACGGUUCCCAGGUACGGCAAUAAUAAUAAUACAAAUUGAUGUUUUUUUUUUUUUUUUUUGUUUGUUUGGUUUGGUGUUUAAUAUUAUUAUUUUUUAAUUAUUAUUAUUUUUUUUAUACAUAUAUAUACAUAAUCAUUAGACUACGGAUUCGAUGACAGUCCGGGGCCGGAUAUCCGGCCUAUAGUACUCCCCUGCGGGGAUUUCGAAAAUACUGUUUGUGUUUGUAGAAACCGCGUGCGAAAACAAUUGAAAAUAAUUUGAUUUUUUCGUCUGGAACAAGCGGAUUUAGAAAAUAACGGAGGAAAUUUUGAAUAUUUUAUAAGAUAGAAAUUAAACAUAAAUAAAAACAAUAGGUAUGUCACAAAGUAUUUAUAUUAUUUUAUUUCAUGAUACACAUUUCCCAAUCUACCAAUGAUUCACUGAAUACCUGUGCAAUACUGCAAGUGUAUUAUUUCCAAAGUUUAAAAAGCUGUAACUCUGUCAAUUUUUGGUUUAGGACCGUGGUCAAUGGAUCAAAAUUAAUUUGGAAAAAAAAUGAUCCAUAUACGUGUGGUAACGAAAUAAGGGUUGCUAUUCAAAAAAAUUAAUUUUAAUUGCACGUGUGCGCACUGAAAGGGUUAAAAACUGAAAGCUAUCUCAAAGUGUAUGUUUCGGUACCUACUCCAUACACCACCCGAAAACCCCGAUUCAAUCUAAUGUCGCCGAACUGAGAUAUUGGUACAUAAAGGACGGGUAUAUAAAAAUUCCACAAAUAGAUGGAAUAUUAGUUGAAAUAAAUUUUAGUUUUAAAAUUUUUGAUUUUCGUCGAUCCGUUGACGAGAUGUUCCUCUUUUAAGUUUUGGUUGGAGGACAGUAGUGAUGAAUUAUUUUUAACACGCCACGCACCAUAUAGUCAUAUACACAAAUGAUACUCCACUAAUAUUUCAUCUAUUUAUGGAAUUUUUAAUAUAGGUUGCCAUUUAAAAAUCAAAAGUAGGUAAUGGUUUUACCACCGAAAAUAAGGGUGACGAAAAAUUGACAUAAUUAUAAAAUUGUAGAGCCAGCUUGUUUUAUAAAUAUUCUAGAAAAAAAAUUACGAAAAAAGUUAAUAGCUUUCGAGAUAACGAGUGGUACCCACUUAAAUGGAACACGUUAUAUUUUUCACUGUUUUUCCUACAAUAGGAAUACUAGUCUAAGAACGAUUAUUGUUAAUUAGGUAAGUACGCUCGAUAUACACGCACUCGGCUCUUGAAAUGUUCGUUUUUUUUUUUUUUUCUAAUCAGGUAGGUACGCCAGUCGCCUCCCCGCGAGUGAAGUGUUGUUUGAUUUUAUUAUUGUUAUUAUGCCUAUUAUAAUAAUACGCGUCUGCAUGGCUACAUUAUAAAUACAUAUAUUUAUAUACGUGUAUUUACAAAACCUCAUAUAAUAGUAUAAUAGUAUACUUAAACCCGGAAUUAUUGUACCUGUUUUCCAGUCGGCCGACGGUACCAUACGACAUGUGGACAGCGUUCAGCACCAGAACCUCUAUGCGUCAAACGUUCCACAACUGCCGCAAGUACAAUUAAUGUCCUACGGUCAGUUUCAACCGCCGCCGCCGCCGCCGCAUCAACAAACAGCGACGCUACCCCCACCAUUGACAAUACAGCCAAGCGGUAUCAUAAAUCCGACCGGGAGUUUCUACAACAGCGGUUAUCCUCCGAACGACCCACGCCACAAACUAUUGAACAGGUUGGUCACACUGAUCGUAUUGUGUACAUGGGACGCACGCACGUACGCGUUUUCGGUGUCGGUCAUAAACUCGUAUUAUAUUUGUACUUGAUACACCUCAGUACACUUAUUUGCGCGUCCCGCUUUUGUUGCGUUACGGUCGGUCCGGUUCAAUUUUUUUUGUUUUCCGCCAACAGAGAAAACUCCGCGAACGAUGUAAUCGAUUGCGGCGUAUUAAAUCAAAUGUCUCAUGGACAACAACAGCAAUAUGUGUCGCCCGGAAAAAGGAGCUGCGGCUCCGACGAUAACCGCGGCGGUCCUAGUCGGUACGGACAACAAAUGGACGUGGACCGCACGAACACCUUGCAGCUACCGACGGGCGACAGUCAAGAACAGAGGGAAAAACUACAAGCCGCCGCCGCUGUCCAGCAGCAUUUCGAGGAAAGUUUAAAACUAGCUCAGCAGCCAAAGGUAUACGUGUUUGUUUUUUUAUUUGAAACUGAGAAAUAGAUAUAUUAAGUAGGUGCCUGUGCAUAACUUUUCCAAAAAAACGCAACGUCCCGCCCUCCGGAAUAUUGAUCUUUAUUAAUUUCACAAUGGGUACUUUUACUCUAAAACUAAAACUCGGCGAGUUCACUGUAGUCUAAAUAAGCAUGUUUUAACUAUAUUGUGCGUUCGUAAGACGGAAAUGACAAAUGCAUGUGCAUCGUCCUUUUUAUUUUUUUUUUUUAUAAUUUAAUUCACUUAAAAGUUAACUAAUGUCUUGGUAUGUUUUUUGAGUUUUGAUUUAGUAGUCUUAUAGUGUAAUCAUUCAGAAAUUUGAAUUGUCAACUAUAGUUUUUUAUACUAAUAUUUCAGAUGUCUUAUUUAGUCACACAUGGUAAAUAUUUACCCUGUGGUAAUUAUUUAUUAUGUUAUGCUAUAAUUUGAACUUCAUUUUUUUACAUUUUUUUUCUCGUUUGUUUUAAGAACUGAGUAGUGUGAUUGAAUUUAAUUUUAUUCUAUUUUUUUUUUUUUUUUAAAAUAAUAUAAUUGUCUUCUAAUUAAAGCCAACAUCUGUGUAUAAUAAUCGCUUUCAGUAACAAUUACAUUGUAUUGUCUGUGUUAUAUUUUAUUAUUAUUAUUAUUUUUUGUUACUUUUGUAUUUUUACAUAUUAUGUACUUAUGGUGACAGAGUGCUUUAAAAAUAUGUAUAAGAAUAUAUAAUAUGUAUUAUAUAUUAUUUUCAUUAUAAUUACCAGUAUGGAAUCAUCAUUUUUUUGUCAGAUAAACUACCCAAUAAUUCAUCAUCAUAUUGCUCAUCAAGCAAAUUUUCAAUAAGUAUGUCAUUUUUUGAAGUUCCUCCAUAUUGAAAAAAAUAAUAUAACACAAUAUGCUCACAUUACACAAUAAAAAAAUUAACCUGAUCGGGUAAAUAAUUUGCAGAUAUUGAUUUUUGCAACUUUAAUAGGCUCUUGACAAUACCAAACAUACAAAAAUAACAUAAAACCGGGUACAGUCUAUUAGUAGGUGUUUUAUUCAAAGUUGUUGAAGCUGAUAAACAUCCACAUCUCUCAUUUUAUUUUGUAUGCACAAUAUAAAUAUGUUUAGAGUAAUCAUUUACUCUAUGUGACUAAAUACAGGUUAAACACAGAGAUUACAUCACUGUACAAGUAGAAUGGGGAAUUUACUAAUUUUGCAGCAAUGGUGAUUUAUUUUGAUUUUUGUUAAAGAACAUUAUGUAUACAUUUUGCAAGUUUUAAUAACUGUCCAAUGUAAUAACAUUAGUUAUUAUUAUUUUAGUAUUAAAUUUUUUUUUUAUUAGGUUAUUACUCUUUUGAAUAUCUCUUUCACAAAAUUUUGUGUAUCACAUUUUUUUGUCUCAUUAAUUAAUCUUAAGUGACAAUAUAAUAAAUAUUACCUAAUGAUUUUAGCCUAGACAUCAGAUACUUUUUUUUUCAUAUUUCUAUUUUAACCUAUUUAUUCACAGUUUAGCAGCUGUAAAUCGGUUAGACUCCAUAUUGUAUUUUUAUUUCUGUUUUAACACAUUUUUCUUAAAUAAAAACAAAUGUUUAAGUAUUAGGCUUUUAAACAAAUUAAAUAAAAUAAUAGAUAAUGGAUAAUGUUAAUAAAAAUAAUUUUUGCUCGGGUAUAUUUUAUGAUAACAUUAAAAUUAAAUAAGAGUAGGUAAAUGAUAACAAUGAUAACAUGCAAAUAAGCAUCAUUAUGUUUUUCACAUAUUGAAUAAAGUCGCUUUCAGGUAUUAACUGUGAUACCUACUUUCUUUUAUUAUUAUAUAUUUUUUUUUUUUCAUUUAUUUUGUAUAGCAUCUCAUACUUUAAUGAAUUGUAUAUAAAAUCAUGCAGGUACAACUCCUCGACUACUCUUAAACCUAUACAAUUAGUUUGUAAAACAAUUAUUUUAUCCAAGACAUUUUAUUGUGUUUUAAUAUUUAAAUUAUAUUUAAUAGGGAACACAUUGGACAUCUAACUUGCAUACUCUUCCAACAAAUCAAGAAACAAAAGUUCCGCCAGAUUUGUCCAACAAAAGAUCUCUUCCUCUUCACACGAUUGAGAAUCAAAAAAUAAAAUUAUCGAAAAUGACACCACCAACCGGACCAUCUUCUGAUGUAAAUAUAUUAUUUAUAAAUAUAUGCAAAAGUAAUAAUAAUAAUUGCAAGUUUAAGAUUUGUUCUUUAAAAGAGUUUUCUUCUAAAAUAAUGUAUUUUGCUGUUGAUUUCCAUGAAUAUUUUAUGUAUAGAACACUCUAGGUUUUUGAAAAGAUUUAAUAAUUAGUUUUUUUUGUGUUUGUUUUGAAAAUAACUUACAAUAAUCAAUAAUUAAUAACUAAAUAAAUAUUCAUAGAAGUAAUAUUGUAUGAUUUUAAUCUCAAAAAAGUUCUCAAUUCACAUGUAUGUAUAUAUUUUUUUAUGUUUUAGCAUCAAGCAUAUGGUUCAAAUCAAACUGGUGGAGACUUGAGUUAUUCUCUUGAAAACUUGGAUGUGGUAUGCAAGAAUGAUGAAUAUAAUAGACAAUCAGUGUCAGGCUUAUUUGCUGAAAAUCCUGAAAAUAUACAUACAGAUGAUGGUAAGGACGAUUGUCUACAAUCUAAAAAAUGCCCUAAGAUAUUGUUAAAUACUUACAUUUGUCAUUCAUUGUUUUUUAAUAAUACAGAACUUGAAGACACACCUCCUCAAGCUCAUUCAUCCAAUACAAUGUCAACUAGUACAUCGCGGACAUUUCAACCUGCUGAUGUCAAACCAAGUAAUUUACAAACGGAACCCUUAGAUUUAGCUGUGGUAUGCAGUACAGAAUCAUAUACACCCCAUGGACAUGCAAAUUUAAAAUUUUAUUCUAGAAUCAAUUUUCCCAAAAUGAAUCAAUUUAACAAUUUAAAUACAUCUGCUAAAGUUUUGAUACCACCAAACAUACUAUCAAUUAAAUUAAUUGCAGAUCAAACAACCUACUCUUCUAGUACUUCGGCUGAUUUAGUGGAUAUUCCACCUAUAGUUUUGGAACCUAUUCAAUCUACUGCCAAUUUACCUACUGUUUUAACUUCCAAUGUUGCAAAUAUUGCAACUGUUAUUUCACAAUCUGUCACUACCACAGCUACUUUAUCAGACAAACAGACUGUUAAUUUUUUUGAAAUUACAUCUACAGCUGUUCCAACUUAUAAUACUCCAGCUACUCCUCCUCCAGUACUUACGCCCGCUGAUUACCCGGAAAUAAUUAGACAUAGUCAUCAUAAAUUGAAGAAAACUUGGCUACAGAGACACACAUUGAGUGAAGACCAGAAAGAAUCAAGUAUUUAUAUGGGUCCUAGUACAUCUACUGCUUCGGUUUCACAAAUAGAUGAUAUACCUCCUGUAUUACAAUGUGAAAAAAUUGGUAAUAAAAGAGACAAAUCAAACAAUGUUUCAAACUCACAAAGUAGCAGUUCAGCCAGAGAAACAAUGCCUGAAAAUAAUGAACCCAUACCAUCCAAAAAAAGAAGGGUUCCUGACUCAACAAGUAGAAUCAUAACAAGAAUUGAUAGUGAUACUGGUACUACAGCUUCUGAAGCUAAUGAUAUUGCUACUACUGCUAAUAAUAUUAUUACCGCUGUUGAUAGAAAAAACCGUGUAACCAAAAAUAAAAAAAGUAAUAAUCCUAAUAAACACUCUAUUAUGGUAAAAAUACCAUUAGGAUCACAAAUUACUGAUGGCGAAGAGGUUUUUUUUCAAUCAGACCCAUGUUUAAACCCUUCGUUGAAGGACGUAGAAAAUAAAUGUCGUGAAUGUCUUCUAAAAAUUGAAGAAGAAGAAGAAGAACUAAUAAGUGAUGAAGAAAAAGUCUUUACGUCCCAAUCUGAAAUUGAUAAAAUAUAUUGUCGGUUCUAUCAGUUUCGUCUAGUAUUUAAAAAUAAUGAUGGACAAUUAAUAGAUGCCGGAUUUCCUGAUCCUUAUAAGGAUAUAAAAGUGGUAAGAUAGCAAAAUAAAUAAUUUUAGAUUCAAAUGAAAAGUAUUUUAAUUGUUUUGUUCAAUAAUUAGGAUGAUUUAAAUCUGUGGAUGCCCAAUUCAAGUUGUCCUCCACAGAUGAACAUUAAAGUAGCAAAAAGAGUGUUGCAAGAAGCAGGUCAGCAAUUUUGCAACUUGGUGAAAGAAGAAAAGAAAACAUUAACCUUAUCGCACAUUAACAACGGUAAUAAAAUUCAUAUAAAUUAAACUAACCAAAAUAUAAAUAUAUGAAUUUGUUUUUCAUUUUUAUCAGGGUUGCAUGUUAUAUACAAACAUGUUUUAAAUUGCAUUUAAAUGUCAAAUUUGUUUAAAACAAUAUUUAAAACUUUUUUUCUGUCAAAUUUGUUUAAAACAAUAUUUAAAACUUUUUUUCUGUCAAAAAAUUGUGUGUAAUUUUACCUGAGUAUAUAAAUAUCAAGUAUACUUAAAUAAAUAAAUGAACAAAUAUUAAUAGUUAAAUUAAAAAUUUGAUUGUAUCUUAUAAUAAUAAUAAAUAUCUAAAAAAUUUUUACAAUGUUAUAUCUAUAUAAGAAUUUGAUGUAAUAUUUUUGUUUUUUUUAUUCUUCGUUUAAGUGUUAAACUGUUUAAGUGUUAAACUGUUUAAGUGUAAAUAAUAAAAAUGAAUGAUCAUUAUUUAUAAUUGUGUAUCUAUUACUAUAUACUAUUCUAUAAAAAAAAUCCUACUUUUCAUAUUCUUUGGACUAAUAAAAGGUGGGAAAUUAGAUAUACUCCCUAAUGAGCAUACCGGUUAAAUUUUUAAAAUAUGUAUACCUUAAUGAUACAUUUUUUAACACAUUGGCGGACACUUGUAAUAUAAUGUUUACUAAUAUAUUAGUAGUGCUAUAACUACAUCCAAAAUCUAUGUAAAUUGUCAGUGUGGACUGCUGUAAUAUGGCACUGUCUUCUAUGAUUUAUCCAUUAAAAAGAUUACUGCUUCAGCAGUAUUGACGUAAUAUGAAAUUUUACAUAUUACUGCUAUAGCAGUAAUGUUUGACGUGUUAAGUUUCUUAGGAAGUCAAUUUCCACAUUUAAGUUUCUGAGACCUUCAAAACUAUUAUUUUUGAAAAUAUUAAAUUACAUUUUUAUUUAUUUGAGGUAUAUUAAUUUUUUAAAUUGAAAAUUGACUUUUUAUGAAAACUUAACAAUUUGUCAACAAAUCUAUAAAUACUUUAAAAAUUUUAAUUUUAAUUUUAUUUCUCGCUGCUUCCCACAACAUGUUAGUUAUAUGUAAAAAUGGAUAAACAUUUACUCCUCAAUGGGUAUCCAACAUACAAAAAUAUCUGUCAAAAAAUGAUAGAAACUUCCAAUCCUCUUAUUAACUUUCACUCUUUUUUCAAUUAAUAUUUUUGAAAAAUGUGGAAUGAGACUGCCUUAAAUAAGAAUAAAAAAACGUUGAGUACCUACUAGUCUUUAUGUUAUAUUAUCAUAGAAUAAAUUAAAUAAUUAAAACCUUACCUGACUACAUGAUUGUGGUGAUAUAUUCUUAUGUUCUUUCAUUCUCUUUACUAAUCUCAAUAUACUUAUGAUUUUGUAAACUCAUCAACUAUUUACUAAUUAAAUCAAUGUUCAUAGUACUAAUGAACAAAAACUAUUUUAAAUAGUUUAAAAGGUUAAAAAGGUAAAAAGGUUAAAAGGUAAAAAAAACAGGUGUUUAAAACAAAAGUAAAAUAGAUUUGUUUUAAUACAACAAUGAUUUUUACAGAUUACCCAAUUGUUUGGAAGAAAGCAAUCAAUGGUGUGCGGUUAAUGUGUGAUGUUUGUGUGACCACCAUUUUCAACUACCAUUUUGCUUGCCAAAAAUGUGGAUUUGAUGUUUGCACAGACUGCGCUAAAGUAAGUUUAUUUUUAAAUACUUUUAAUUAUAAAUCCAGAUGUUAAAAAUGAUUACCAAUCCUAAUUUUUAUUGUAAUUAAACUAUUUUUUUCUAAUAUUUUUAUUUAAAUUCAACACAUUAUUAUAAAAUUAUAUGAUACAUUUUUUAAAUCAUCUUCUUUUUCAUUCUUUCAAUUAUUUUCUGUAUUUAAUGCACAAUGAAUCUUACUUAUUCAAAGCAACAGUUUUAAUAUUAUUCAAUUUUAAAUGAAAGUAAAUGGUUGCCUUAAAGAUACUCAUAUACAUUCCAUCUAGUUCUUUGUCUUACCUGUACUUAAAAUUGUUCAAGUAAAAUAAAACUAUCAAAUCUGCAAACACAAUACAGGCAAAUUUGUUGUUUAGUUAUCAAAUUAUUCAAAAUAUUAAUUACUAUAGUAUAUAUAUAUAUGAGGACUAAUCAAAAAGUAUUGAGACUGAUAAUAUUACUCAGCAUUGAAGAGAAAAAUGAUUUGUAACCCUGGCUUCUAUGACUUCUACUGAACACAUUCUUGUAGAAUCUCUACAAGUUUUCUUUAUUUUGAUUUGAUAUUUUUUUAAACUUUUUUUUUACAUUUGGCAAUUUUGUAAUGAAUCCAAAAGAAACAAAACUUGCUGCCACUUAAUGGCGCAUCUGCAGUUUUUUUCAAUUGAAAUUUAUCAACAUAAACCAUGAAAUAUUGAAUCUCUCUGAAAAAUAUUCACAAACUUCUUUAGUGUAUGAAUAUUUAUUGUUAAUAUUUUAUAUAUUAUUGAAUAUUAUUAUUAAUAAAACUGUUGUCAUAGUUUUUUUUUUAAUAUAAUUAAAAAUCGUAAAAGAAUAAUAUGCAUGUGUUAAUUUAGCGAGAAAAAUAUAUAUUUAUUUAAAAAUGUAAUACUUUUUAUACUCACUGUAUAUAUUAUUCAUUUGCCUACCAUAUGUAGUAAAUUAUUACAGCUCACUUAUUUCGUUAUUAUAAAUUAUAAUAAUUUAAUCCAUUUGUCUUACAGGAUCGCCUUGACAAUAAAUUGAAAUUCCCUAACCGAGUACUGGUCACCAAUAAUCACACAUUACCGUUACACCAAAAAGAUGCAUAUAAAUGGAUGAUAUGCUCCGACAAUAAACCCCAUGAAAUAACUGAACUAAUGUUUACACAGAUGUUGGCUGGAGAUUCUUUGAACAUCAUAUUCAACAAUUUGCACACAGUGUGUACCAAGUGGAAAAUCUUACUAGAAUGUGGUUGUCCAGGAUUCCCUAUUCCAGAGGUAAAAGUUAUAAUACAGAGUAGCUAAAAAUUAAGAAAACUAAAAAAUUAAAACUUAAAAACUUAAAAACUUUUUUCCUAGUUCAAUUAUAAAAUAAAAUGCUUCAGAAUCUAAAAAACAAAUUAUUUGAAUAUUAUUGAAACAUUUAAAAGAUAUUAUAUUUGUAAUAAGGAUGAAAUUAACUCUGAGUAAAAAGUUGUUUUUUUUAGAUGUUUGUAUUCAAUAUAUUUACAGUACUCAUACAAAAAAAGAAAAUUAAUUGUUUAAAUAUUUUAUUAUAUUCAAUAAUUCUCAAUUCUGCAGGUUAUUUUGGACAAAUCAAUUUUAAGAGUUCCAUCAAAUUUUAAAUAACACAUAUUUGUUUUUAACUUCAGUUACUUUUUGAUAGUACACAUUUUGUAAUAAGCAUAACAUUAACCUCACACUGAACUUUGAAAUCAACCAUAAAUUAUUGUAACAUUAUUUUUUAUUUUAUAAUACCUAUAUUCAUUAUUUAUUUUUCUUAUUUAAGUUUGAACAUUUAUUUAAAUCCUUUAUAGUGGUUGUUAAUAGUAUAUUACUAUAGUCCUACUAUUUCUAAAAACACUGACAUACUUGGUUAUUGUUGUAGGUGAGAAGUUAGGAAGGUAGAAUAUAGAGGAAAAUUGUAUUUAUAUCUGUAUGCAAUGAUAAACCAUCACUAAGAAAAAUAAGUAAAUUUUCUCAUUUUUUCUUGCGUUUUCCAAAUUAUUAUGAAAAGUCCUAAUUGCAGUUCACAUUUUAGGGUAUUAUUUUAAUGCAAGUAUACAUCAAUAAUUAAGAUCAAUUUAUUAAAAAAUGAUCCGAUUUAGGUGUCUCCCCUAUAAAGAAAUAUACUUUAUUCACUACAACUAAAACCACAGCUCGCCAGUGCAUUUCCUACCAUGCGGUUAUCGAUAUCUGAAUGCCAUUGUGCAACCAUCAGCAAAGUACAAUGUGCUGAAAUAGUGGUGGGAAUGCACAUUAAUGAAGGAGUUUUACAGCAGAUGGGAGUAUAGUUAUCUCUCCUUUCUUUUAGUUUAUCACAAAUAAACAAUAAACAUUUUUAUUUUUGAAAGAUUAUUUUUAGUAUGGGUUUUUUAAAAAAAUCAUGUUUUUUAAAAUUUUUCAUUUUUCAUUUAUGACUAUUUACUAUAAGUUAAUUAUUUAUUGGUUGUUGAAGUUAUUUUUAUUUAAUUAAGUAUGAAACCAAUUCCGAUGACAGUAAUAACAAUCCUGUUAAAAAAUCAAAAAUGGACUCCAGUACUCAAAACUCAAAUACUGCUGCUGCUUCCCCUGAACUACAGAUAGCUGGGGUAAUAACAUGACAAACAAAUAUUUUAAAAUUGAUAGUUGUUAAACAUAAUGACUAUAUCUAUUAUUAAUUAAUCAAUUUUCAUUUUUAUUUGACAGUGUUCGAGGGCGAGUAGAAGGAUAAGCAUUCGGAGUUUUUCUCAGAGGUCCUCCAACAAUGAAGAACUAAAACAUUUCAUCAGAACAAAAAAUAGACAAAUUAUUCCAAAUAAUCAGUUACCUCAGCGAACAAUGACAUUAGAGGAAAGCAAACAGAUUUACCCAAACAAUCCUCACACUUGGCUAUGUGAUGGGAGAUUGUUAAGAUUGUUAGAUCCCUAUGAUUCAACCAACUAUUCAAUGUUUCGGGUAUGUAUAAUAAUAAUAAGUCAUUUUAUUAUAAAUGACAUAUUUAAUAAGUUAAACCUAAAAAUUUACAGGAACAAUGGUUAAGAGGUCAACCAGUUUUGGUCAGCGGCGUGAAUAAAAAAUUGAAAAAACGUUUGUGGACACCAAAAUCAUUUAUUCGUGACUUUGGUGAAUUAGAAAAUGACUUGGUUGACUGUAUCACAGGGCAGAUUGUUGAAAAUGAAAAAAUGAAGGUAUUCUGGGAAGGCUUUGUGGAUGAAAAGAAGCGUAUGAAGGAUUCUUCUGGCAAAACUAUGCUCUUGAAACUCAAAGAUUGGCCGGGAGCUGCUGACUUUUCCGAAACGAUGCCCAAGAGGUGAGUAAGAAAAAAUUAUAAUUUUGAUGAUUUAAUAUUAUGAAUUUUUUGAAUAGAUUUAAAAAUUUAAUGGCUGCACUACCAUUGAAAGAUUAUACACACCGAGAGGGAAAACUCAACCUGGCAAACAGAUUACCUGAUAAUUUUUUAAAACCAGACCUUGGUCCUAAAAUGUACUCUGCAUAUGGUGAUGCUGCUGCAAGCCGUCAUCCAAAAACACGACUUCUGGGAACAACAAACUUACAUUUGGAUGUUUCUGAUGCUGUAAAUGUGAUGGCGUUCGUUUCAAUAUCCAAAUCAGAAUCCGAAAACAACCGUCUUGUAGAAGGUGAGUUUAAUACUACUAAUGGAUCUGCUACUGAUAUAGGUGUGAAGAUAGUAUACAUAAAGUUGUUUUUAUUAUGUCUUUUGUAUGCGCCAAUAAUAUUAUUUUUUUUAAUUUUUUUUAUUUAAAACCCCCAGAAAAAUCUACAUUAUAUUCAACUUUUAAUUACUAACAAUUUAAUCUACAUAAAACCAAUCAAAAUGCCACUACACUCAUAUAAUUGCACAUUAUUUAGUUUUUAAAUUUAUCUAAAAAGAAAACAUAAUUUUAACGUUUUUUACUUAGUAGUAUGUACAAAAGAUACAAAAGAGGACUCACUUAUUAACCCAGGAUUAUCUUGACCUUUAAUAAUUUCUUCAUAUUCAUCUUCUAUCCACUAAUAUUCAACAUCUUUAUGUAUUUUUCUUUACAAUAUAGGAAGCUUAACAGUAAUAAACAUUUUUGUUGCUAUGACUGAAUAUUUAAAGCAUUAUAAUAUUAAAAUAGACUAAAUUCAAACUGUAAUUGUGAACUUACCAAAUCCUAAAAUAUUACACUGUACUGUAUAAAUUGAAAAAUAAUUCAUGAAAUGUUUGUAUAAAAUUUAAAAUAAUGGAUUUUUUACUCACUUUGUUUUCUCUCUAUUGUGUGGAUAUCAUUCUUGGUCCUCAGUUAAUAAAGCAAUCAUCUGGUCAUAAAAUUCAAUUCUAGAUGUGGCCCACCUGAUUUAGCACCAAUUUUCAGACAAGAAUAUGUCAAAAUAACCUAAACAUUAAUACAAUCUAGUAUUGAAUAUGAUACAAUGUUUUUCAAUAAUAAUUUAACUUACAGAAGCAUAUAAAAUUAUCGAUCAGUCUGGUUGCGAUAGGGAGAGCAAAAGACGGGCCCGCAUGCAUAAUGAAUACCCAGGCGCAGUGUGGCACAUUUAUCAUGCUAAUGACUCAGAUGCAAUACGCGAUCUUUUGAAUAAGGUAAGCGAUGAGCGUGGCAGAAAGCUUCAGGCAAAUCAUGACCCAAUACAUGACCAAUCCUCAUAUUUGGAUGAGAAACUCCGAACCAGGCUCUACCAUGAAUAUGGGAUCCGAGGUUAUGCAGUGCUCCAGUGUUUGGGUGAUGCCAUACUAAUUCCGGCUGGAGCGCCUCAUCAGGUACAUUUAUCUUACUUAUAUUUUAUUUACUGAGCCUAAAAUAAGUCAUAAAUAGAUAGAUGGGGUAUUGUUGAAAUACAUUUUUGAUUUCUAUCAAUCUAUUGAUGAGAUAUUUCACUUUUAAGUUUGGGUUGGAGGAGAGUAGUGGUGAAUUAUUAACACGCACCUUACCACUAUACAAAUGAUACUCCGCUACUCUUCUCCACACAAACUUGAAAGUGGAAUAUCUUAUGAUGGAAAUCAAAAAUGUCAAUACUAAAAUUUAUUUGAACUGAUACUCCAACUAUUUAAGAUAUUUUGAAUAUGGGUUGCCAUUUAAAAAUCAAAAGAAGACAGUGGUUCCACCUCUCAAAAAUAAAAGUGACAAAAAAAUAACAUAUAAAUAUAAAAUUAUAGAAGAGCUGCUUGUUUCUUAAAUGUACAAGGAAACAAAUUCCAAAAAAAUUUAACACUGCAAGAUAAUGAGUACACCUACUUAAAUGAAUCACCUGCUAUAGUUCAAUGACUACUAUAUAUCUGAAUUUAAUUUUAUUAUUGACUGAUUUCUUUUAUUCAUUAUCACUAUACAUUUGUUAUCACAAGACCUUUCUUCGUUGCAAAGCAAAUUUCAAUAGUCAAUCUCCAAUAACCCAUAUCAAAUUAAACAAAUAUUAAAGUGAAUAUCAAGAAAAAAAAAACAAGUACACCCUUCUUGUUAAACAUCAAAUAAGAAAUCAUAAAUUUAUUAAUAAAUAUAAAUUAUAACUUUUUACCAUAUUAAAUAGGUAGUUAAUUAAGUAGGUAUAUGAUAUUAAUUUAAAUAUAAAUAUUGUUAAUUUUAUUUAUUUAUGUGCAUAUAAACAAAACAAAAGAGCUGAUACUGGUGACAGGUGUUGCUACUGUUGUGGGUGAGAAGGUGGGAUACUAUUUUUUUUAACUGUUAUUUUAAUAACUGGUACCUACCAAAUAAAAAUACAUAUAAAAACACAAAAAUAAUAAAUAGCCUAAAAACAGUUUUGUACACAGGUUUACAAUUUUUAACCGAAUAAAAACGAAAAACCCAAAUGCUGUAUUGCCAAUUUUCUAAGUUUUUCCUGGUUUAAAAUUAUUAGAAAAACUAUACAGAAAAGCAAAUAACAACUUUCUUACUCGGACAUGAGACAACAUUAUUUUUUUAGAAAAUAUGCUAUUCUUGAUAUUUGAACAUAGGUUUCUUUUAGAAGAAUAUAAUCUUAACAAUUUUAAACAAUGAAAUUGUUAUGCAAUAAUUUGAAAAAAAUUUUAUUUGCCAUUUUCUGGUUUUUCCCAAUUAUUUUGAAAACUCCUUGGUGUAUCAAAAAAUUACAUGGCCAAUGCAAUGAUUAAAUAAAAUUUCCUUUCAGUAAAGGUGCUACACAUACAUAUAUAUUGGAGCAAGACUUCUGGUUAAAAGUUGCUUACAAGUACAAAAAAAAAAUAAUAAUAAUGAAAACACAUGUAGUAAAACCAAUAAAUCUAAAUCUAAAACAUCAUUAGGAUGUGAUGGGUUGUUAAAAGUAAACAAAUUUCCAAAUUUAUAUUGUGUGUGUUUAUUUUGGCCGUGAGUUUUACAAUUUUUGUCCACAGGUAAGAAACCUGCACAAUUGUAUCAAGGUGGCCCAGGACUUUGUCUCGCCUGAAAACUUAGCCCAGUGCUUCCAGCUUACAAAUGAAUUCCGGGAUCUGUCCAGCAGCCACAGCAACCAUGAAGAUAAGUUACAGAUCAAGAAUAUCAUGUACCAUGCAGUAAAGGACUCGCUGUCUGUGCUAAUGCAUGAGGAGCCCCCACCUGAACGAAAACCAAGAGGCCGACCUCGCCUAAUAAAGAAAGAAAAAGAAAAUUCAUAG